Molecule: messenger RNA, 1070 nt
Organism: Mesitornis unicolor (brown roatelo)
Lineage: Eukaryota; Metazoa; Chordata; Aves; Mesitornithiformes; Mesitornithidae
Product: neuropilin and tolloid-like protein 2
Exons: 2
Coding region: 67-723 (218 amino acids)
Molecular function (GO): protein binding
Source: RefSeq, a predicted model, not a curated record
AAUGUUUUCUUUCUCUUCUCUCCUGCAGCUCCCUGCUCAGGCAACACUUACUUCUGCCAUAGCAACAUGUGCAUCAAUAAUUCUUUAGUCUGCAAUGGCAUUCAAAACUGUGCAUACCCUUGGGAUGAAAAUCACUGCAGAGAAAAGAAAAAACCUGGAUUGUUUGAACAAAUCACCAAAACUCACGGAACAAUCAUUGGCAUCACAUCAGGGAUAGUUUUAGUUCUUCUCAUCAUUUCAAUUCUAGUACAAGUAAAGCAACCUCGCAAAAAAGUUAUGGCUUGCAAGACUGCUUUCAAUAAAACUGGUUUCCAGGAAGUAUUUGAUCCUCCACAUUAUGAACUGUUUUCACUAAGGGACAAAGAAAUUUCUGCAGAUUUGGCAGAUUUAUCAGAAGAACUUGAAAACUAUCAGAAAAUGAGACGCCCUUCAACAGCUUCCAGAUGCAUUCACGACCACCACUGUGGCUCCCAGGCCUCCAAUGUAAAACAAAGCAGGACAAACCUCAGCUCCAUGGAACUUCCCUUCCACAAUGAUUUUGCGCAGCCCCAGCCGAUGAAGACAUUUAAUAGCACAUUCAAGAAAAGCAGUUACACCUUCAAACAAGCGCAUGACUGCCCUGAGCAAGUCAUAGAAGACAGGGUCAUGGAGGAGAUUCCGUGUGAAAUCUAUGUUAGAGGAAGAGAAGAUACGGCACAGGGUUCAUUAUCUAUUGACUUUUAAUGUCCUAGUGAAAGUGGUAUUGGUGUAUAUACAAGAUGCUUGUGUACAAUGACAGUGUAUAUAUUAAAAGUGUAUUAUACUCAGCGUGUGAGAUGCACACACUUUUAGCUUAUGAUACUUCAUUCAAAAAAAAAACCAAACAAAGUCUUUGUAACUAACUCAUGCUGAGGAAUGGUGGAUUUCCUCCCAUCUUCCCAAGCUACCUAUCCAGUAGAGGAGUAAGACAGAGACUUUGCAUGGAAAUUAUAAAUUAAGGAUAUUGGAAAAACAAAAGAAAAGAAAACAAAACAACAACUACUAAUCAUUGAACACUGAAAGCAUUGACUACUAUUCCUCAUAUUAUUUUC